Rangifer tarandus platyrhynchus (Svalbard reindeer) is the source of this 1197-nucleotide messenger RNA. Lineage: Eukaryota; Metazoa; Chordata; Mammalia; Artiodactyla; Cervidae. The record is from the annotation of a GenBank genome assembly.
AUGUCGGAAGGAAACGCCGCGGGCGAGCCCAGCGCUCCGGGAGGGCCCCGACCCCUCCUUUCUGGGUCGCGGGGGCUUAUUGGGCGAAGGCCGGCACCUCCCCUCACCCCGGGCCGCCUUCCCUCCAUCCGCUCCAGGGACCUCACCCUCGGGGGAGUCAAGAAGAAAACCUUCACCCCAAAUAUCAUCAGUCGGAAGAUCAAGGAAGAGCCCAAGGAAGAAGUAACUGUCAAGAAAGAGAAGCGUGAAAGGGACAGAGACCGACAGCGAGAGAGCCAUGGACGGGGCCGGGGGCGCCCAGAAGUGAUCCAGUCCCACUCCAUCUUCGAGCAGGGCCCCGCCGAAAUGAUGAAGAAAAAGGGGAACUGGGAUAAGACUGUGGAUAUGUCAGACGUGGGGCCCUCUCACAUCAUCAACAUCAAAAAGGAGAAGAGGGAGACAGAUGAAGAAACAAAACAGAUCCUGCGCAUGCUGGAGAAGGAUGAUUUCAUCGAUGACCCUGGGCUUAGGAAUGACACUCGAAAUAUGCCUGUGCAACUGCCGCUGGCUCACUCGGGCUGGCUUUUUAAGGAAGAGAAUGAGGAAGCAGAUGUUAAACCACGGCUGGCCGGCCCCAAGGAAGAGGAUAUGGAGGUGGAUGUGCCUGCUGUGAAAGUGAAAGAGGAGCCCCGAGAUGAGGAUGAGGAGGCCAAGAUGAAGGCUCCUCUCAGAGCAGCCAGGAAGAUCCCAGGCCUCCCGAAGGAUGUGUCUGUGGCGGAGCUGCUCAGGGAGCUGAGCCUCACGCAGGAGGAAGAGCUGCUGUUCCUUCAGCUGCCGGACUCACUCCCCGGCCAGCCACCCACUCAGGACAUCAAGCCCAUCAAGACGGAGGUGCAGAGCGAGGAUGGGCAGAUGGUGGUUAUAAAGCAAGAGAAAGAUCGGGAAGCCAGGCUGGCAGAGAACACUUGUACCCUGGCUGACCUGACAGAGGGACAGGUCGGCAAGCUGCUCAUCCGCAAGUCAGGGAAGGUGCAGCUCCUCCUCGGCAAGGUGACUCUGGACGUAACGAUGGGGACCACUUGCUCUUUCCUGCAGGAGCUGGUGUCCGUGGGCCUUGGAGACAGCAGGACAGGCGACAUGACAGUCCUGGGACACAUAAAGCACAAACUUGUCUGUUCUCCCAACUUCGAAUCCCUGCUGGAUCACAAGCACCGGUAA